GUGGCAGACGGAGAGAAGAGGCAAGGGAGAAAAGCAGACAGAGAGAGGGUAGAUAUCAGCUUAAUAAUGUCAGGAAACCAGGAAAGAAUACACCAGAAAAACACCAUUUACUUCCUGACAUAGUAGUAGUACACACUAGUCUAGGUGCCAGUCUGUUCUUGCUUUAACCAACUUGGCAUGACAACAACAUAGCAUUAAAAGCAACAACAGACAGGUGUUUAGGCUACAGCAUGAGAAGAAAAGCAUGUUAAGAGUAUUAAACCAGCUGAGCAAAGUACUGCAUUGUUGUUGUUUUACAGCUCAAUAUCCUUUCUCUACAGUAAUCAUCACCUAACUCAGAUCACAACUUUGUCUGCCUCGUGAACUGAACACAAUACCUUAACUUAACAUAGAACCAGCCUCGUACCUUGACAGUCUGUUUGUUGAGGGAGGUCUGCGUGCUGUCCAGCUGCAGCUGUUUCUGCUGUCUCUCUCUGUUCAGCCUCUCCUGCUGGACCUGCAGCUCCUUGACCUUCUGCAGGGCCCGGCCAGGCAGGCCCACCGUCCAGUCCUCCUCUGCCCAGCUCAUCGCCUCCCGAUCAGGGUAGAUCUCUCAGACACCAGGGUACACUGGAGAACCAGCCUGAUGACAUAACAAAACUGCUGGUACCCCCUGCUGCUACGCUGCUCUAGUUGGCUGACUGGAUAUGUACAGACUGACAAGUCUAGCAACACCUCCAUGUGUGCUUAUGAGAUGUUCCCCUGGUCAGCAGUGUUUUCUCUGGAGCCGAAGGUGCCUGGACAGCGUACUGCAGAAGAACUAGUCACCAACACUCUGAUGCUGGAGCUGGGUGCCAUGGUGAAGCGCACCGAACGUAUCCACCUGGAGAGGGUGACACAAGAGGGCCGGCGCCGACGCAGCUCCUCCUCUGCUGAUUAUAGAUGGCUGGCCACUGCCCCCACCCACCAACCCUACGAGCUGACCCCCCAAGAUCUGAUAGAACUGCAGGACCUGUGUGCCAGGGUGCCACCAUCUCAGUGUGGCCCUGUCAUUGUCAGGUUCAGGAAUCUGGUGACAAAGACCGAGCCGGAAGUUUACGAGGUGGCUCGUCUGUUCCGCACGGUUCUACAUGACUGUGUGGAGGGAGAAGAGGAGAACGAGGAGAUGAGGAUGAGGUCAGCCGGCUGUGACAAACAACGCAGCAAGAGCCUCUCCUUUGUAACCUUCCGCUCCAAGUUCCGCCCUGCACCCAUCAGGGGCGGGGCCCUGGGCGGGUCGCGCGGCAACCUGCAGGAGGAGUCAAGCUGGUACGAGGAAGAGGUGGAGGAGCAGGAGGGAGCAGCGAAUGUGGCGAGAGCGGCCAGGAAGGGGAGGAGCAUGAGCAUGCCUGAUAUCACCCCCAUCGAACAGAGUGCACUUGGCUGAAAAAGGGAGGGACAACUGCUGAUGUAAAAAGGGCUUUAUAAAAUACAUCUGAUUGAUUGAGGAAGGGAGGAAUGGGACAAAGAAAGGAAUGUCGAGAAGUCAAAUAUGUCUCAAGGUGAGACAUGCAACAUUGACAGCUCACACCUCAGCAGAUUUCCACUUACUCUUUAGACAAAAAGAUGCAGCUGUAUUAAACAUAUACUAGAGUGGAAAUGCAAGCUUAGCCAGCAGAUGUAUGCCAUAAUAUUUCAAACAUUGUUUUUAUUGUGAAUUACAUCUUCUGAACGUGUGAACACUCGAAAUGCAAAAUGAACUUGAUUUUGAAUGCAUCAAAUAAAACCUUAUCUUUCAACAGA
Messenger RNA from Oncorhynchus nerka (sockeye salmon), 1761 nucleotides. RefSeq names its product protein RD3-like. Bases 719 to 1405 code for a protein of 228 amino acids. The record is from RefSeq and is a predicted model, not a curated record. NCBI's taxonomy places the organism in Eukaryota, Metazoa, Chordata, Actinopteri, Salmoniformes, Salmonidae. The transcript is spliced from 4 exons.